AUGCCGAAAGCACCCUCUAAUCCACGUUUGCACUCAAAGGAUGAGUAUCAUUUCAAUUUUGGGCGGAACAAAGGCAUGAGUAUCAGAAGUAUCUUAUGGCUAUGUUGUGGACCUUUGUAUUCGGGAAGGUGUAGACAAGACACGCCCCGACCUCCGUCGAGCGCGCAAUCUAGUUCCACCUAUGCUCACCUUCUGCAAGAACCGCGUCCCCGGUCACUGAAGGAGCGUAGGCAGGAUGUUAAAGAUACUCUUCCGGAACCAGUCUGGGAGGAGUGCCUGGUUGCGUUACGUCGAGCAGUGCAGUGCCAGUCAGUAGCGAUUCUGUCAUCGGAAGAAGAAGUACAGAUUUUGGAAAGCAUUCUUACCAGUGAUCUCAAUGGCACGUAUGCCAAGAGGCCAGCAGAUAUGAGUCUUUUGAAUGACCCUUCGUCGGUGUCGAUGACAGCGCUCAGGAAUCUCUUGAACGAAGUGGAAGAUGUUUCCACGCUGCAGACUCCAAAAGAUGAGGAGGAGGAGAAAGAAGAAGAAGAGGGACUGGAAGCCGAUGGAAAUCAGGACGAUUUGUGGUGGGUGACUUACGAUGCAGACGGUGAAGCCUGGGAUUGGUCGGACGCAUUCAGACAGAAGAUUUCGUCAGUAGCCAAAGAGGUCCAGAAGGAGCAUGGAAAUGUUGGACUGCGUGUUGCACGAUGGGCAGUGCGAGGCAAGUAUGCUCAAACAGUGUGUGGAAUCACAUAUGGAAGAGGGUAUACGAUGCGAUGCGAGUGGUAUGAUGGAUCGAUGGAAUGGCUUAUUGAUGCAUGCCUGCUGGAAGGUCGUCGCCUGGAGCCAGGCAUGAUGUUCGCUGAUUAA
Desarmillaria tabescens is the source of this 852-nucleotide messenger RNA. RefSeq lists its product as uncharacterized. Lineage: Eukaryota; Fungi; Basidiomycota; Agaricomycetes; Agaricales; Physalacriaceae. The record is from RefSeq and is a predicted model, not a curated record. The transcript has 2 exons. The coding region runs from base 1 to 852 and encodes 283 amino acids.